AUGGGAGGCCAAUUGCAGAAACUGACCACUAUAGAGUACACCGUCAAUGAAAGAAACAAUCAGAUUUUAUCCAUCCUGGCAGAAGAGUUAAUUAAGAAGGGAAAUUUAUCAGGAUUAAAAAAACUCUUGCGGAAGAGCACCGAGAUCACUUUUCGUCAAGGAACGACGUUACUCCAUAUAGCUUCGCUACAUCAACAAAUAGCAUGUUUAAAAUACCUCCUUGACAAAAGAGUUGUGUGUGUCAACGCUGAAGACAAUUCUUGUGAAACUGCUUUAAGCAGUAGUCUUGUGAAUCCAGUUUCUUACGAAUGUUCUGAUCUUCUGAUUUCAGCUGGUGUUAAUAUCAACCUGAAGAAUAAAUGGUUACGAACUCCAUUGUUGAAGUGUAUUAUUGAUCAGAAUGAACUUAAUGUGUUGUAUUUAUUAGAUAAGGGAGCUAAUCCUAAUACAGAAGACUGUAUGGGUUGUACACCUUUAAAUCAGAGUGUUUAUUAUCAUUUAUAUCGUACAUUCAACCGACUGUUAGACACUGGUGUUGAUAUUAACUAUGUCAAUAGGAAUGGAUUGAGUGCACUGUAUUUUGGGUGUAAAUCUUUGAAUAAAACCUGUGUUAGAAAGCUGAUAGAUCUUGGUUCUGAAGUCAACAUGGCUCUAAUAGAGAAACUCGUUCAAAUGUCUGUAGAACCAGAAAAGUGUGACAAGUUUGAAGUCAUAUUCCAUCUGAUUAUCAGUGCUCUCGGCCAGCCUUUAACGAUCCGAACUUGGGUACAAUGUCUGCCAUCUUCAAUCAAGAAUGACAGUAUGUGUAGACUGUGUCUAGCUGCAACUAAUUUCACUACCGGCUUCUGUCAAUUUUUUGAAACAACAGAUUUUUGGAAGAAUCAUGUCCAAGACAAUUAUCAUUCCCUAAAAUUCUAUUCCAUGGUGCCAUCGUUAAAACAUCUGUGUAGAUUAAGUGUAAGAAGCCUACUGACACAGUCUGGGGGUAAUGUGAUAUAUAAAAUAAGAUAUUUAGAUGUCCCCCCAGGGCUGAAGUCUAUGAUAUUGUUACAGGAUGUGAUCUAGGCGCUCAGGGGUGUUAAUAGGGGUGGGACUGGACUGAUUUUAGUUUUCAUUGGUCAAUCACUGAAUCAAUUUUAGAAUUUAAAGUUUGUCUUUCAACAUGAAUUAAAGUCUUGAAAACUUAAGUACUGCAAACUGCAAGUAGGAAAAUUGUAUGCAAAGGUAAUACUUAUAGCAAUUUAUUUUUUUAGUUUUUUAAACUGAAAUCAGUCUUAGUAACUUUGUUUUGAUAAAAAAAAUAAAAACAUGAGCAUACAUUAUCACGUGUGUGAUCAAAUGGUUUUACAGAGGAGAAUUUUCAGUCAUAAUUUGGAAUGAAAUGUAAGAGUUGAAUUAUAUUGAAGGGAAGUGUGUUUCUAAUCAAUAUAAGAUAUUACAAAUUUAUAUGUUUAUCAAUGCAAAGUGAUUUUAAGAUUACCAGUAUUGAUUUGAAACUGAUAUUCAAUUUCACGUUUAACAAGUAGGCAAUAUUCAAAACAAAAAACAUUGUGAUCCAGGAUUAAAGAUAAUUUUCAUCUGUGUACUUGUGAACUAAGUGAAAAUUAAGUCCAAUCUUCAUAAUGGCUUCUGAGCGCCUAAUUUAAGCAUUUUAAAAUCUUAUAAAAGAUAUUGUUAAUUUGAAUUUUUAUGAUAAAAGAAUUUUAAUGUUG
This is a messenger RNA of Lottia gigantea (owl limpet), 1712 nucleotides long. RefSeq lists its product as hypothetical. Gene Ontology annotation, molecular function: protein binding. The record is from RefSeq and is a predicted model, not a curated record. The coding region runs from base 1 to 1065 and encodes 354 amino acids. The transcript has a single exon. Gene Ontology annotation, biological process: intracellular signal transduction. Lineage: Eukaryota; Metazoa; Mollusca; Gastropoda; Lottiidae.